Molecule: messenger RNA, 2100 nt
Organism: Exophiala mesophila
Lineage: Eukaryota; Fungi; Ascomycota; Eurotiomycetes; Chaetothyriales; Herpotrichiellaceae
Product: ATP-dependent RNA helicase has1
Exons: 2
Coding region: 77-1966 (629 amino acids)
Biological process (GO): maturation of LSU-rRNA from tricistronic rRNA transcript (SSU-rRNA, 5.8S rRNA, LSU-rRNA)
Cellular component (GO): nucleolus
Molecular function (GO): ATP binding; RNA helicase activity; nucleic acid binding
Source: RefSeq, a predicted model, not a curated record
CAGCAAACCAAACCACCAUUGGUCUCGUCCAGUGUCAGUCAACUCAACAAUCUUCUUAGACUAGAGUGCAACAGCCAUGGAUCCAAAUAUCGAAAGUGCAAAGAAGCGGAAGAGAAAGGAAGCGAAAGCAGCCCUUGCUGCUUCAGAAGCCGAAUCGAACUCAUUACCGCCCCUUCCCAAUCCUAAACGUUCGAAGAAAUCAUCCAAGGAGAACGGAGACGGGUCAGAAAAGAGCAAGAAGCGCAGAAAGACAUCACAUUCUAGUGAAGGGGAGCAAGAAGACUCAUUCGACACAGCGGCGGAGGAUCUUCCAGUCAAUGGUGAACCUGUCGAACAGAACGGCCACGAGGACGACGAAGCACAGGACGCAGAUUCUGUCGACGAUGGUGAAGGCGCAGAUUUAGAAGAUAUUGUCGACACAAGAAUUGGCAACAGCGAACUUGCAGCCACAGAGAAUGAUCUUCCGACAGAUUCAGUCCCAUCCCUACCGGGCGCAGAUGCAACACCACAAAAGUUCAGCGAACUGAAAUUGUCAGAGAAAACGAUGCAAGCAAUCCAAGAGAUGGGGUUCGAAACCAUGACCGAAAUCCAGAGACGUGGUAUCCCACCUUUACUAGCCGGACGAGAUGUUCUUGGAGCUGCCAAAACCGGGUCUGGAAAGACAAUGGCAUUUCUCAUUCCCGCGGUUGAAAUGUUGUCGGCGCUACGAUUCAAGCCACGCAACGGGACCGGUGUCGUCGUGGUCUCACCCACACGAGAACUGGCUCUCCAGAUCUUCGGUGUCGCUCGUGACUUGAUGCAAUUCCACAGUCAGACGUACGGCAUUGCCAUCGGUGGCGCCAAUCGAAGCGCGGAAGCCGAAAAGCUUAGCAAAGGUGUCAACCUUCUGAUCGCAACACCGGGACGACUACUAGAUCACCUGCAGAACACUCCCGGGUUUGUGUUUAAGAACACCAAGGCGCUGGUCAUUGACGAAGCCGAUCGGAUCCUGGAAGUUGGAUUCGAAGACGAAAUGCGGAAGAUUGUCAAGAUUCUGCCCAAGGAGAACCGACAAACCAUGUUAUUCUCCGCGACUCAAACGACCAAAGUCGAAGAUCUCGCACGUAUCUCUCUACGACCAGGCCCACUGUACAUCAACGUCGAUCACAAGAAAGAGCACAGCACAGUCGAGGGCCUGGAACAAGGCUACGUGAUCUGCGAAAGCGACAAACGAUUCCUCCUCCUCUUCUCAUUCCUGAAACGCAACCUGAAGAAAAAAGUCAUUGUCUUCAUGUCAUCUUGCAACUGCGUCAAAUACCACUCUGAACUCCUCAACUACAUCGACCUGCCCGUGCUCGAACUGCACGGAAACCUCAAACAACAAAAACGCACCAACACGUUCUUUGAAUUCUGCAAUGCCAAACAAGGCACGAUGGUAUGCACCGAUGUCGCGGCACGAGGGCUCGAUAUUCCUUCAGUGGACUGGAUCGUCCAAUUCGACCCCCCCGAUGAUCCUCGCGACUAUAUCCAUCGCGUGGGCCGUACGGCUCGAGGAUCUAAUGGCAAGGGUCGGAGUUUGAUGUUCUUGCAGCCCAAUGAAGUCGGGUUUCUGAGCCAAUUGAAGGAAGCUCGUGUUCCUGUCGUCGAGUUCGAUUUUCCAGCCAAGAAACUCGUCAAUAUCCAAUCUCAGCUGGAGAAAUUGAUUUCUCAAAACUAUUACUUGAACAAGUCCGCCAAAGACGGUUAUCGAUCCUAUUUGCAGGCAUACGCCAGUCACAGUUUACGGUCGGUUUUCGAUGUCAACAAGCUCGAUUUGGUCAAAGUGGCUAAAAGUUUCGGAUUUGCUACGCCACCACGUGUCGAUAUCCAGCUCGGAGCUAGUAUGCAGAGAGACAAAAAGCAGAAUGGGCGGAGGCCAUAUGGAAGUCAGCCCAGGCAAGGCGGUCAUGGUCAUGGAGCCGGGGGAAAUCGACAUUUCAAGAGAUAGAGGGCUCCUAAUCAAGGUGCUGUCGCAUGCGAUCGAGGUCACUACGUUAAUCUGCAAUCAAAAGGCUCUUGAGGGCCAAGAAAUUUGGGGUACGAAUGAAUUGAUAAUUGACGAUGAAACGCUUCUAAACUGGC